AUGAAGGAAGCACUUAUCGACAACGCCCUCCGCGUGACGGUCCACGAUGUGCCCGUCCCAGCCCCUGGCCCAGGCCAGCUCCUGAUCCGGACCGUGGUCUCGGGGACCAAUCCUAAGGACUGGAAGAUGCCAAAGGUCUGGGCCCCCAACGCCGAGCCUGCCAACCACGGCGACGACAUCGCCGGUUACGUGGAAGCAGUGGGCGAGGGCGUCUCGGGCUUUCAGAAGGGCGACCGCGUGGCCGCCUUCCACGAGAUGGGCACUCCUCACGGGAGCUAUGCCGAGUACUCGAUCGCGUGGGCUCGGUCGACUUUCCGCCUACCGGACCAUACUACUUUCGAAGAGGCAGCAACGAUCCCUCUGGCCGCGAUGACGGCCGCUCUCGGGCUCUACCAGACACUCGAUCUCCCACUCCCCUGGAACCCGGCCACUCAGCCCCUCCCUCUGGUCAUCUAUGGCGGCGCAACCGCAGUAGGCUCCUUCGCCAUCAAGCUGGCCGCGCUCUCUGGCGUCCACCCCAUCAUCGCCGUCGCUGGGAAUGGCAUCCCGUACGUCGAGACCCUGCUCAACAAGGACCGAGGCGACGCAGUCAUCGACUACCGCAAGGGAGAAUCCCACGUCAUCGACGAGAUCGAACGCAUCGCGGGCGGAGACGCGGUCCUCCAAGCCUUCGACACCGUCUCCGAGACACGGACGCUUCUGGCGGUCGAUAAGGCUCUCGCGCCCGGCCGGGGUAGGAUCGUCACCGUCCUGCCGGUGCCAUCCAAGGAGGUGUCCGCUACGGUGACCAACAUCAUGGUCGGAACUGUUCACUCGCCGAGACCGGGUCCAGGGGCGGUGCUCGGGGAUAGGGAGUUCGGGGCCGUCUUCUUCCCGUUCAUGGGCCUCGGGCUGGAGGAGGGCUGGUUUGCCGGCCAUCCGUACGAGGUGCUCACUGGUGGAUUGGAUGCUCUGGAGGGGGCGUUGAAGGACCUAGAGGCCGGGAAGAACUCUGCCAAGAAGUACUUGCUGAGGAUUGGUGAGAACAAUGGAGUGAGCCAGUAG
Molecule: messenger RNA, 1044 nt
Organism: Colletotrichum karsti
Lineage: Eukaryota; Fungi; Ascomycota; Sordariomycetes; Glomerellales; Glomerellaceae
Exons: 2
Coding region: 1-1044 (347 amino acids)
Molecular function (GO): oxidoreductase activity, acting on NAD(P)H
Source: RefSeq, a predicted model, not a curated record